CACACCGCGGGUGUCCCCUCCACCGGCCCGCCUUCCGGCACGGCGUCCGGCACCGCACCCCGAAGGCGCACCGACGGAAGGGGGAGGAGCUAUGAUCAGAUGAGUGUAUCUACAGAGUGCACUUUCCGGACAGAGUCGGACUGGGACCCUCAUGAUGAAUCCAGCUCUAUGAUCAGUUUCGACAUGACUGAGCCAAACAACCCCCUCUCCCCCUCCAGGUCCUUUAAGAGCUCAGAAGAGAAGAAAGGCGUGUUGGACCGCAUCAGCAAUUUCUUCAAUACCAAGAGAAAGAGAAACCCAACGAGGCAGUCAUUGGAUGCCUCCAGCGAUGCAUCUCAGUCGGACAGCAGCACCCCGGUCUCCCCUUUGUCUCCUCACCCCCACCAACCUCUAGGGGAAGAUGAGUCUAACACUCCGACUACUUCCCGAAGACACAUUGAUGUAACCGGACCAGUUGUGACAAAGUUACCCUCCCGGGAGGGGGCAAAUCAUGGCAUCAGCUCCAGCCCAAGUGUCACAAGCCUGGCGUCUCUCUUGAUGGACAAGGGAGAGCUUCCAUUUGCACACAGUGACAGCUCUAGCAGAAGCAGCGUGAGGGAAGUGACAGUGUGCAGGGUGAGCUCCGCCAAAGACAGGAAUUCUGGAGAUGAGACUCCCACCCCUACUGACUUCCCAGCCUCCUCAUCUCCGAAUGCUGCUUUGAACCCAGAACCUGGUUUUGUAGAGUCUGUGGUGUGUGAGGUAAGCAGGAGGCUGCAGGUCGAUCUGGAGAAAAACAUCUUACAGAGGGAAGCGGUUCCUGAAAAGGAAAUUGAUGCAGAACACACCAACCCAAAACCACUCGAUAGCCCCCCAUCGAAGGCAUGUGAAGCCCCGAAAUCACGCAACCUCCUCUCAAUUAUCUUCAAAUCCAAGACCUCUCUGAAACUUGGAGAAAAAGGGAAAAGCACAGCUCAGGUGGGGGAGACAUCAGUUACCCAUUCUUCCUCUUCCCCCAACUCAGCUCCUCCCAUCCAGCCUAAGGAUUCUGCAGAUAUGGAGAGGAUAAACUCAGGAUCCAUGAAAAGGGCGUUGAAUUUGGCCAGCAAAACUGUACCUGCUGUUUGCAGCACACCAACUGAUAGAGAAGAACAAUCCAGGGGCACUUUUCCUGCAGAAAUUCACAAAGCAAUAUGGGUGGAAACACACCUGGACAAAGAGGAGGGUGAGAGUGAGAGGGACGGAAAGGGAGAAAAGGAGGAGGAGGGCUUCAGAGCAGACUCACCUCCCGUGCUGGCCGUACCUGCCACAGUGAUUCCCGUGGAGGGUUCAGUCACUGACUACACUCUGGAUAGUCCUUUCACCGCCUCGGAGACCUUUGCAACUAUUGGAAGGGAGCCAGCGUUGGCCAUCUCCACGGCAGCGACUUCUGGGGAGUUUCAAACAAAGGCUUUCAACAGUGCAGACCUGCCGCAGCCGGAGACAGUUUUUGCCAAGAAGGUGUAUGUGUGCCCAGAGCUGAAUGUGGACGAGGAUGAAAAAGCAGAGAUAGACCCAGGGUGGGUCAGCGGCAGCAACACUUUGACUUCAAAAACUUCUGAGGAAGCAAAGGUUUUACUAAAACCAGCCUUCAAAAACAUAAGUGUAGCGCUAGAGGAACCAAAACAUGAACCUUUCCUUACAACAGAUGACUUCACAGGCUCUGACACAGACAACCAUGUGCCUUUAGCCACAGAAGAUUCACCAAAGGUGGAUUCUGAGAACUUUGACCUCAAUAACGUCUCAGCAACCUUAGACAUGCCUCGUCACAAACCAAAGCUGCAAGUCAAGGAGUCAGGGGUGAUAAGCCAGGGGACUACCCAGACCACGCCUCCUAAACAAGGGCCUAAAACAUCAGUGGAGCAUAGGUCGACCACAGCAAGUCAAGCAAAGAGCCCAUCGACAACAGCUGGAACUAAGGUAAAAAAUAUCCCAGCAGCAAAAGGGAAGGUUUUUACUGAGAGCACAAAAGUGGCAACUUCCAGUGAUGCUCAGCGGCAAAAGGAACAUAAAGAUGAGAAAAUGGUUUCAUCAUCACUCAAAAUAAAAGACAACGCCAUUCCAGGAAAUACCAGUCGGUCAUCUGGUGCAGGCAGUUCAAAGUCUAGAAUUCCCACAAAGUCACCAACAGAUACAGACACGAAAUCACCAGUGGCACCAGAUAAAAACUCAGUUGCGGAUGUGUCUGGGUCAGUAGUCAGUUCAAAAACACAGAAACAACCUAAAUCCAAAGACUCACUGAAAGAUCCAACUGAUGCAAGCCAAGUUGGCAGGAAACCUGGUUUUGAUGAAGGCAAAGGGGGGAAACCUGUUUCUGGGGAAAUUUCCACCACCAAAGCACCAUCCAGGGCAAUAGCAAAGCUUGCCAAAGAAAAGGAGAGGGAGGACAUUAACUCUUUGAAACUGGUCAAUGGACUGGAGAAAACUCAAGAGAAGAGUAAAAAAAUAACCCAACCAAAUGACAGAGAAAACCAGGAUGUCAAAAAGCAAGGUCAGACACCUAUAGAGAGCAACGUGUCCUUGAUACCAAAGAGGCGUUUGCCCAUUUCAUCUCCUACAAGGAAUAGGAAUGACAGAGCACCUCAAACAAGUGGUACUGAUAGUAAAAAGAUUCCUGCCGGUCAAGCAGAAAAAUUUAUGAGCUCUAAAUUAUUCAGGCCAACAAGUCCAGAGCAGCAAGAAUGUACAAGUCCUUCGGAAGAGCUUGCUGGCAAGAUACUUCCCUGUGAUUCUGAAGUUCCUGGGAAAGAAACUAAGCUGUGCAAACCGCUCACCAAAGGGAGCGUUAGCCAUGAGGAGAAUGACAUGCCCACCUGCCACUCUCCACAUCCCCCUAAACCAGAGAAACCAGCCUCAUUAAAGCUUGGGAAACAGAGUGACAUCUCAUCAACCACCAAUAAACAAAGCCAAAAAAGUCCUUUGAAGGAUUCAAACAAUCCCUCAUCUUCUAUAAGUAAGCUUCCCAUGCGGCACCAGAAAAGGCCUAAUAAGGGUUUAGAGAGCUCAUUGAACAAAGAGCCUCAUUCACAGAGGAAGAAUUUGGCAGAAGUAUCUGAAAGACUCAAGAAAGGCGCAAAAGAAAAUGAAAAAUGCAAUAAGGAGUCAAUGGAAAGCACUGACUCCAAGACCAUGAUCAUUAAAGGAGAAAAGAAAGGGGUCAGCAAACCAGAGAUCCAUCAUCUGAGGACUUUUGAUCGAUCACCAGAGGCCAAAUGUCUGAACUGUGACCCAGAGCAGGAACUACAGACAGUAGACACAAAAUCCCUCAAAGAGAAGAUGAUGGAGAUCAAGAUGGAAAGGAGGCUACAAAAUCAGAGAAGCCGUCUGAUCCAUCACUAG
Molecule: messenger RNA, 3357 nt
Organism: Lampris incognitus (smalleye Pacific opah)
Lineage: Eukaryota; Metazoa; Chordata; Actinopteri; Lampriformes; Lampridae
Exons: 7
Coding region: 100-3357 (1085 amino acids)
Source: RefSeq, a predicted model, not a curated record